CAUAACUUGACUUGAGCUGGUGGAAUAAUUGUUUUCAAUACGCAAACGAGCUUUAAAGGAAUUGACGUGUUUUCAAAGAAAGGCUACGAAGUGACACCUCGACGGCGUUGCGUCUCGCUCGUGACUUCCGGUCACAUGACCGCGCCCAGGCGUCACGUGACUCCUCGCCCCGCCUCUCCCCUCCUGGCUGCCAGGCAAGCUAGUGGACGUUAGCUCGCUAGCUUGGCCUCCCCGGAAGACGCAGACAUGGCGGACACACCCAGCCUCAGCCUCAGCCCCAGCCUCAGCCUCCCCGCGGCCCAACACAGCGACUUCCAGGAGCUGGAGGACGCCGAGGACCUGUUCCCGGAGCUGGCGGGCCCUCGGGAGGCGGACCCGGCCCGUCUGCACAUCAGCACCAAGACCAACGGGCCCAAACAGGACUCCUUCUUUGACGACGACACAGACGACCUGUUUGCAGAGGCCACAGAGGAAGUGUCCCUGGACAGUCCAGAGAGGGAAGUCCUGCUGUCUGACGGCCCCUCUCCCGCCAUCACCCCCAUCACGCCGCCAUGCUCCGUCAUCACUCCUCUCAUCGGCCACGCCCACGACCACAUGUUUACACACUCUUCCUUUGACGAGCAGGUGGAGGUGGAGGGUGGAGGUGAGGUGCACAUCAGUGUGUCAGACCCUGAGAAAGUGGGUGACGGCAUGAACGCCUACAUGGCCUACAAGGUCACCACCAAGACGUCCUCGUCUCUUUUCAGACUGGGCGAGUUCUCGGUCCGGCGGCGUUUCAGCGACUUCCUGGGCCUGCACAGCAAGCUGGCGUCCAAGUACCUCCACGUGGGCUGCAUCGUGCCGCCGGCGCCGGAGAAGAGCAUUGUGGGGAUGACCAAGGUGAAGGUGGGCAAGGAGGACCAGUCGUCCAACGACUUCGUGGAGAAGCGGCGCUUGGCGUUGGAGAGGUACCUGAUGAGGACGGCGCAGCACCCUGUCCUCCUCAAGGACCCGGACCUCCUGCAGUUCUUGGAAAGUUCUGAGCUGCCACGCGCCGUCAGCACGCAGGCACUCAGCGGCGCCGGCCUCCUCCGAAUGGUCAACAAAGCUGCCGACGCCGUCAACAAGAUGACCAUCAAGAUGAACGAGUCGGACGCCUGGUUUGAGGAGAAGCAGCAACAUUUUGAGAAUCUGGACGUCCAGCUGAGGAAACUUCACGCCAGCGUGGAGUCGCUGGUGUGUCACAGGAAAGAGUUGUCAGUCAACACGGCGCAGUUUGCCAAGUCGACGGCCAUGUUGGGCAACAGCGAGGACCACACGGCGCUGUCCCGUGCUCUGUCUCAGCUGGCGGAGGUGGAGGAGAAGAUGGAGCAGCAGCACCACCAGCAGGCCCACGCAGACUUCUACUUCCUGUCUGAGCUGCUGGGCGACUACGUGCGCCUGCUCGCCGCCGUCAAGGGCGUGUUUGAGCAGCGUGUGAAGACCUGGCAGAGAUGGCAGGACAACCAAGUCCUCCUGCACAAGAAGAGAGAGGCCCAAGUCAAACUGCACUUCAACAACAAAGUGCAGCAGGCCAAAGACCACAUCCAAGAGUUGGAGGUGAAAGUCCAACAGGGCGAGCGAGACUUUGAGAAGAUUUCUGGAAGUAUUCGCCGAGAAGUGGGACGCUUUGAGAGGGAACGUGUCAGCGACUUCAAGAAGUUCUUCAUCAAGUACUUGGAGGUCCUCGUGAGUACACAACAACAGGUAAAACAGUACACACAACAAGUAAUACAGUACACACAACAACAAGUAAUACAGUACACACAAGUAAUACAGUACACACAACAACAAGUAAUACAGUACACACAACAACAAGUAAUACAGUAUACACAACAAGUAAUACAGUACACACAACAAGUAAUACAGUACACACAACAACAAGUAAUACAGUACACACAACAAGUAAUACAGUACACACAACAACAAGUAAUACAGUACACACAACAACAAGUAAUACAGUACACACAACAAGUAAUACAGUACACACAACAACAAGUAAUACAGUACACACAACAGGUAAAACAGUACACACAACAAGUAAUACAGUACACACAACAACAGGUAAUACAGUACAACAACCGGUAAUAAAGUACAACAACAACAAGUAAUACAGUACAACAACAGGUAAUAAAGUACACAACAACAAGUAAUACAGUACACACAAGUAAUACAGUACAACAACAAGUAAUACAGUACAACAACAGGUAAUAAAGUACAACUACAGGUAAUAAAGUACACAACAACAACAAGUAAUGCAAUAUAACUACAAGUAAUAAAAUACAACAGCAAGUAAUACAGUACAACACCAGGUAAUACAGUACAACAACAAGUAAUAAAGUACAACAACAGGUAAUAAAAUACAACAACAGGUAAUAAAGUACAACAACAAGUAAUAGAGUACAACAACAGGUAAUACAGUACAACAACAAGUAAUACAGUAUAACAACAAGUAAUAGAGUACAACAACAAGUAAUACAGUACAACAACAAGUAAUGGAGUACAACAACAGGUAAUACAGUACAACAACAAGUAAUACAGUACAACAACAGGUAAUAGAGUACAACUACCGGUAAUAAAGUACAAGUACAGGUAAUAGAGUACAACAACAAGUAAUACAGUACAACAACAAGUAAUACAGUACAACAACAGGUAAUGGAUUACAACAACAGGUAAUAAAGUACAAGUACAGGUAAUAGAGUACAAGUACAGGUAAUAAAGUACAAGUACAGGUAAUAAAGUACAAGUACAGGUAAUAAAGUACAAGUACAGGUAAUAAAGUACAAGUACAGGUAAUAGAGUACAACAACAAGUAAUAGAGUACAACAACAACUAAUAGAGUACAACAACAAGCAAUACAGUACAACAACAAGUAAUAGAGUACAACAACAAGUAAUAGAGUACAACAACAGGUAAUACAGUACAACAACAGGUAAUACAGUACAACACCAGGUAAUAAAAUACAAGUACAGGUAAUAGAGUACAAGUACAGGUAAUAGAGUACAACACCAGGUAAUAAAAUACAAGUACAGGUAAUAGAGUACAACAACAAGUAAUAAAGUACAAGUACAGGUAAUAGAGUACAACAACAGGUAAUAAAGUACAAGUACAAGUAAUAGAGUACAACAACAAGUAAUAAAGUACACAGGUGACUAGAAAGUAGUUGAUGACACAAACGUCAUACAGGUCAUCAAAUACUGGGAGGCCUUCUUACCAGAAGCCAAGGCCAUCUCUUAAACACAGCGACCCACAAUGCACCUGGGCACUUCAGCACUUCCUGUCGGCCUCUUCUUCCUGCUCACAAGAUGGCCGCCCUUUGAUUCCUGUCACUUGACCAAGGUGGAGAAGGCCCCGCCCACUGAUGACAUCAUUGUCAAGCUAGCAUGCUAGCCCACUUGGAGGAUGCUAACUAGCUAGCGUUUGAAUCAUUGCUGCUAACAUGACAUGCUAACACUCUGUUAGCUCUUCUUUUACUUUUUCUACUUUUAGUUCUACUUUUAGCUUGACUUUUAGUCCUACUUUUAGUUUUACUUAUAGUCCUACUUUUAGUUCUACUUUUAGUUCUACUUUUAGUUCUACUUUUAGUUCUACUUUUAGUUCCA
Molecule: messenger RNA, 3620 nt
Organism: Nerophis lumbriciformis (worm pipefish)
Lineage: Eukaryota; Metazoa; Chordata; Actinopteri; Syngnathiformes; Syngnathidae
Gene: snx2
Product: sorting nexin 2
Biological process (GO): early endosome to Golgi transport
Cellular component (GO): endosome membrane; endosome
Molecular function (GO): phosphatidylinositol binding
Source: RefSeq, a predicted model, not a curated record